Molecule: messenger RNA, 1752 nt
Organism: Molossus molossus (Pallas's mastiff bat)
Lineage: Eukaryota; Metazoa; Chordata; Mammalia; Chiroptera; Molossidae
Gene: RBMS2
Product: RNA binding motif single stranded interacting protein 2
Exons: 14
Coding region: 42-1265 (407 amino acids)
Cellular component (GO): cytosol; nucleus; ribonucleoprotein complex
Molecular function (GO): mRNA 3'-UTR binding; poly(U) RNA binding; poly(A) binding
Source: RefSeq, a predicted model, not a curated record
CUCUCUCUCCUCUUUCUUAGCUCCCUAAUAUUAAAGAGAAAAUGUUGCUAUCAGUGACUUCCAGACCUGGGAUUUCGACUUUUGGCUAUAACAAGAACAACAAAAAGCCAUAUGUGUCAUUGUCUCAGCAGAUGGCACCACCUAGUCCAAGCAACAGUAUCCCUAGCAGCAGCAGUGGGAGCAAUGGAAAUGACCAGCUGAGCAAAACCAACCUUUACAUCCGGGGUUUGCAACCAGGCACUACUGACCAGGACCUUGUCAAGUUGUGUCAGUCAUAUGGCAAGAUUGUCUCCACUAAGGCCAUAUUGGACAAGACCACAAACAAAUGCAAAGGCUAUGGCUUUGUGGACUUUGACAGUCCUUCAGCCGCACAGAAGGCUGUAACAGCACUGAAAGCCAGUGGUGUACAGGCACAGAUGGCAAAGCAACAGGAGCAGGACCCCACAAAUUUAUACAUAUCAAACCUGCCACUGUCAAUGGAUGAGCAAGAACUGGAGGGAAUGCUGAAGCCCUUUGGCCAAGUUAUCUCCACUCGAAUCCUUCGAGACACCAGUGGCACCAGCAGAGGGGUUGGCUUUGCAAGGAUGGAGUCCACAGAGAAGUGUGAAGCCAUCAUCACCCACUUUAACGGGAAAUAUAUUAAGACACCCCCUGGAGUACCAGUCCCAUCUGAUCCGUUGCUUUGCAAAUUUGCUGAUGGUGGGCCAAAGAGACGACAGAACCAAGGAAAAUUUGUGCAAAAUGGACGGGCCUGGCCAAGGAAUGGAGACAUGGGUGGUAUGGCCUUGACCUAUGACCCCGCUACAGCUCUUCAGAAUGGGUUUUACCCAGCUCCAUAUAACAUCACCCCCAGCAGGAUGCUUGCUCAGUCUGCACUCUCCCCAUAUCUUCCAUCUCCUGUGUCUUCAUAUCAGAGAGUAACUCCGACAUCUCCUCUGCAAGUACCUAACCCGUCGUGGACGCACCACCAGCCAUACCUCUUACCGCCUUCAGGUUCAGUUCUGACACCAGGGAUGGAUCACCCCCUUUCUCUCCAGCCUGCCUCCAUGAUGGGACCUCUUACCCAGCAACUGGGCCACCUCUCCCUCAGUACCAUGGGCACGUAUAUGCCAACAGCUGCAGCUAUGCAAGGAGCUUACAUCUCCCAGUACACCCCUGUGCCUUCGUCCAAUGUUUCAGUUGAGGAGAACAGCAGCCAGCAAAAUCAAGUGACUAUGGACGGUCCCUCAGACCAUGGGGUCUAUUCUUUCCAGUUCAACAAGUAACAGUGGAUUCCCCUCCCCAUCUUUAUUGAAUACAAAUGAAUUCUUGGAGAUGCUGAUGCUCCCAGACUCAGGGCUAACCAGGAAUACAGAUCAUCUGUGGGCCCUGCUAAGACCUAACACUUGGCCAUCGUUUUUCACAGGCCUGGGCCUGAAAAAGGAAUCUCUGCACUCCUGUUCUCCCUCUGCUGUUCCUCCAUUGCUGAUGGAGCCUGGGGGAACCGUCACUUUUUGCUUGUGUACAGUCAAGGAAAUCAAAAAAACCUUUUUUUUGCAAAGAAAGUUUUAUGGGUUGUUUGUUUUCUAACUACAAUAUACUCUUCCCCUACCCCAAAGAGACAUGGUGCCUGGAGCUUCUUCUCAUCUGUAUGAAAAAAACUUUUUGAUGUGUUGAACUUAUUUGAGAAGGCUUUUAAGAUUUUUUGUUAUUUCGUCUCUUAAAAGAAAAGUAAAAAGAAAGGUGUGGUGCUAGAACAUUGAAGGAGUCUUA